Python bivittatus (Burmese python) is the source of this 1336-nucleotide messenger RNA. Lineage: Eukaryota; Metazoa; Chordata; Lepidosauria; Squamata; Pythonidae. The record is from RefSeq and is a predicted model, not a curated record.
UGUCACUACAUGAACACUCAGACCUACACACUUACCGUUUCACUUGUUCUCAGAAGCAUGCUUGUAUUCAGAUUUGUAGAAUUUGUGUAGGAUCUGCCUCUCUAUACUCAGGUGGAUGGCCAGCUGCUGAUUCCUCUUCGAGCAGGAAACCUAGAUGUGCGACGUGUUCACUGCCACUAACAAUGACCAUGACCCUUCACACAAAAACCUCCGGGGUUGCCUUACUGCACCAAAUACAAGGCAACGAAUUAGAGCCUCUUGCCAGACCACAGCUGAAGAUUCCUCUGGAACGACCGAUCAGUGAAAUGUAUGUGGACAGCAGCAAGACUGGGGGGUUUAACUACCCAGACGGCGCUGCCUAUGAUUUUGCCACCGCUGCUCCAGUGUACAGCUCCACCAGCCUCAGUUAUGCCCCUACGACCGAAUCAUUUGGGUCCAGCAGCCUGGGAGGAUUUCAUUCCCUGAACAACGUUCCUCCAAGCCCUGUCGUCUUUUUACAGUCGGCCCCCCAACUUUCGCCUUUUAUUCAUCACCACAGCCAACAGGUACCUUAUUACCUGGAGAAUGAGCCGAGCAGUUAUGCCAUGAGAGAAGCUGCUCCCACAGCGUUCUACAGGCCUGGCUCGGAGAACAGACGUCACAAUGGCAGAGAGCGAAUGUCUAGCACCGGUGAAAAGGGAAACCUGUCUAUGGAAUCCACCAAGGAGACCCGCUAUUGUGCUGUUUGCAAUGAUUAUGCCUCUGGCUACCAUUAUGGGGUUUGGUCCUGUGAGGGCUGUAAAGCCUUCUUUAAAAGGAGCAUUCAAGGUCAUAAUGACUACAUGUGUCCUGCUACCAACCAGUGCACUAUUGACAAGAACAGAAGGAAAAGCUGCCAGGCUUGUCGACUCCGAAAAUGCUAUGAAGUUGGAAUGAUGAAAGGUGGAAUUCGAAAAGAUCGCAGAGGUGGCCGAAUACUGAAGCACAAACGUCAAAGAGAGGAACAUGAUAGCAGAAACACAGGCACAGUAGCAGAGGCAAGGAGCCCAAAUCUUUGGCCAAGUCCACUAAUGAUCAAACAUAGCAAAAAAAACAGUCCAGCCCUCUCUCUAUCUGCAGACCAGAUGGUUUCUGCUUUGCUAGAGGCAGAACCUCCUGUUGUCUAUUCAGAAUAUGAUCCUAACAGACCUUUCAAUGAAGCUUCGAUGAUGACAUUAUUGACCAACCUUGCUGAUCGAGAACUGGUCCAUAUGAUCAACUGGGCCAAAAGAGUUCCAGUUACAACUACAUCUCAAGGCUCUAAUUUCAGCCUGGGAGAUAUACUGAUUGCCUUCCAGGCUGGAAGACACCAGAACCU